AUGCUCUUCGCUGAGGAGAUUGGCAUGGGCCAGGCGUCCUUUGAGAAUUAUCGCUCUCUAAGUGUCGAGACCCGUUCGGAGAUCCUAUCCAAGGAGGAGGCCUUGACCCGGUUCCCCAUCUUCCAGGACGCUAAUUGGACAGGCGUCAAGGAAAACUACUUCAACCCCCAGAGCGGAUGGGGUGAGGCGGACGAGGCUGUCGCCAGCUUUUUUACGGCCACCCUCGCGUCCGGCGUGGAGUUCAUCGAGGCAACUGCCGAGAAACUGGUCCUAGAUAGCGAUGGGAACUGUGCUGGCGUCGUCAUUUCUGAAGCGGGCGGCCCAAGCCGGGAGUUUCUCGCGGACCGGACCAUCUUGUGCGUCGGGGCCUACACGGAAAAGUUCCUGGCCGAUACGGCACCGGAGCGCAGCGAGUUGCAGGUCAACGGCCGAUUGAUUGCGGCCGGGGCGAUACAGUGCAAAGCUACUUACCCACCGGAAUAUGAAGAGCAACUGAGCAAAGCACCCGUUCACUUCCUAGGGAUGUGGCAUACCCACGGAGAAAGCAUCCCGGCCUUUAAAGGCCUCCUCAAAUUCAACUGCGAGGUCAGCUUCACCAACAUGACACGCCACGACGGACUCGGCAGGGACAUCUCAGUCCCGCCUCCGGCUGAUACCCAAACGUCCUGGAACCAGAACGUGCCUGAGGGGCUUAAACAGGAGGUCGCCAACGUCUUCAAGAAUACGGACGCCGUCAGUCCAAACCAGGAUCUCAUUAUCGACUACCACCCGAAGUGCGCCAACCUCGUGAUCGCCAGUGCCGGCUCGUUCCAUAGCUGGAAGUUCCUCCCCAACAUUGGUGAGUACGUCGUGAAGCGCAUCUUCAAUACUCUCGACGAAGACCUGGUGCGCAAGUGGGCAUGGGAUCGCGAGAACACUGGCGCGGCGUGCGAAAUAUUUCAAGGGCUGGCCAAAGACGGCGGGUGCUGA
Molecule: messenger RNA, 969 nt
Organism: Dichotomopilus funicola
Lineage: Eukaryota; Fungi; Ascomycota; Sordariomycetes; Sordariales; Chaetomiaceae
Product: putative sarcosine oxidase
Exons: 4
Coding region: 1-969 (322 amino acids)
Molecular function (GO): sarcosine oxidase activity; flavin adenine dinucleotide binding
Source: RefSeq, a predicted model, not a curated record